CGCGCUGGCGGCGGCGGCGUCAGUGCCCGGCGGGGAGCGGGUCCCGGGCGGACCGCCGGACCCAGGGCGAAGGGGGGCGUCUAGGGUGACUGGGAGCUCCCUUGCCGGGCCCUCGACGGCUUGAUGGAGUAAGAAGGGACGGCUGUGAGUGUUUGUUGAGUGCUUCAGAUCUGAUCACUAUGGUAAGAGAACGAAAAUGCAUAUUGUGCCACAUUGUGUACAGCUCGAAAAAGGAGAUGGACGAACACAUGCGGAGCAUGUUGCAUCACAGGGAACUUGAGAACCUGAAAGGCAGGGACAGUAGUCAUGAGUGCCGAGUGUGCGGGGUCACAGAAGUGGGUCUCUCUGCUUAUGCAAAACACAUUUCUGGCCAGUUGCACAAAGAUAACGUUGAUGCCCAAGAAAGAGAAGAUGAUGGAAAAGAAGAGGAAGAGGAAGAAGAUUACUUUGACAAGGAACUUGUUCAGUUAAUAAAAGAAAGAAAAGAACAAAAUCGACAAAAUGAACCAUCCAAUAACAACCAAGAAGUAAACUCAGAUGACAGGCAACCCCAGUGGAGACGAGAGGACCGAAUCCCUUACCAAGACAGAGAGAGCUAUAGUCAGCCAACAAGGCAUCAUCGUGGACCUCCACAGCGGGAUUGGAAAUGGGAAAAGGAUGGGUUUAAUAACACUAGGAAAAAUAGCUUUUCACAUUCUUUGAGAAACAGUGGUGGGCCAAGAGGAAGUUCUGGAUGGCAUAAAGGUGCUACAAGAGGUUCAGCUUGGUUCCACAAUCAUGGUAAUUCUGGAGGUGGCUGGCAUUCAAAUAGUGGGAUGGUGGAUUGGAAUUACAGUGGUACAGGAAGGAAUUCCAGUUGGCAUUCUGAAGGAACAGGUGGCUUUUCCAGUUGGCAUAUGAACAACAGCAACGGAAACUGGAAAUCUAAUGUACGUGGUACGAAUAGUUGGAAUUACAGUGGCUCUGGAGACAAAUUUCAACCAGGCAGAAACAGAAAUUCUAACUAUCAAGUGGAAGACAUGACAAAGAUGUGGAACAAGAAAUCUAAUAAGCCAAGCAAGUACAAUCAAGAGAGGUAUAAAUGGCAGUGGCAAGAUAAUGACAAAUCUAAUAAAUACAGAAAUCCUUCUGAGGGAUUUGCUAGUGAUAAAUUUCCUUCAGAAGGCUUACUUGAAUUCAACUUUGAGCAGCCAGAAAGCCAAACCACUAAACAAAUAGACAUGGCAGCCUCAAAAAUUAAUGGAAAGAAUGGCAAUACAGCAAGGGAAAAGUUCCGGCGCUGGGCUCCUUACCCUUCCAAGAAGACUCCAGAUUUACAGUCAGCACUGAAAGAAGUCACUGGUAAAAAGUCAGAAACUUUAGAUAAACCUCUCUUUAAUUUUAGCUUAAUAACUGCAGGAGUAAAAGAACCAGUUGAUAAAACAAGUAACCCCCCAAGGCUAAAAACACAAAAAGAAAUACAUGCUGGAUCUCUCAAUCACAAAGCCAUUUCUGAUGGCACUACUUCCUGUGAGGUGGUGAGAGAUUGCCCCAUUACAGAGCAAUCUGAACCACAAUGCAAGUCAAAUAAGAUUCCAUUGUUGAAGUCUCCACUCCUUCCACUUCCAACCCCUAAAUCAGUUCCUCACAAGUAUAGCUCAAAGAAUCCCUCAAAAAACAGUGAAACAAAAUCUUUUUCUCUUGGAGAACACUUAACUCCCCCAAACAAAUCCACUUUAGGAGAUAACCAUGGUUCUUCCUAUACAUCCAAAUUACAUAGUUUAUGUCCUCGUGCCUUUAAAGGGAAUAAACCUGUAUCUGGCACUCAAAAGGAACCUGAUGAGAAUUUAAAAGAUACAUCACAAAAAUCCCAGGAGGUGCUUCAGAGUCACAAGACAUUGCAAAAUCCACUUCUUAGUGUUCCUAAACGGACUGAGAGCCAGGCAAAAGGAAGUAGGAAUGCAGAAGAGUCUACAAAAGAAUCUUUGACGACCCAAGCACAGGCAGUUGAAGACGAAAGUGGUGGAAAGACCUCUGAUCCAGAGAAGCAUGGAACAGAAAGUGGAAGCUUGGAUCCUGCAACUACAGAAGUAGUAUCCUGCAGCACUCAUGCUGUUGAUCAGCAAGAAGGGGGUGAGCAGGUCCUAAAGACAUCAAGAAAACCUUCUACCUCCCCAUACAUUUCCACAGUUCUGCAAAAAGAGUUGGAAUCACAAAUGACAUCUGCAGUCAGUCCACACUCUGACUUACUGCUAGACUUGAAAACCCCAAUAGAAGAUGCACAGGGUGAGAACCCUGUUAAAUCUCAUGUACCUUUUGAAACAGAAGGCUUUGAGGGUACUAGCUUAGAUGCAGAACUUCAAAAAAAUGGUAUCAGUCAGCCCCCAGGCACUCUCCUGCCUGAACUAAGUAAACUUGGUUUUCCUGCCUCACUCCAGAGAGAUCUCACUCGGCACAUUAGUUUGAAAAGCAAAACCGGAACACAUCUUCCAGAGCCAAACCUCAAUAGUGCUCGACGUAUUCGCAACAUUAGUGGUCACCGAAAGAAUGAAACAGAGAAGGAGUCUGGACUUAAGCCAACCCUGAGGCAGAUUCUAAAUGCCUCACGGAGAAAUGUCAACUGGGAACAGGUCAUUCAGCAAGUAACCAAGAAAAAGCAAGAGCUGGGCAAAGGUUUACCCAGGUUUGGCAUAGAAAUGGUACCUUUGGUUCAAAAUGAACAGGAAGUCUUGGAUUUAGAUGAGGAGCCUGAUCUAUCUAGUCUCGAAGGAUUCCAGUGGGAAGGUGUUUCCAUUUCUUCAUCCUCUGGCUUGGCAAGAAAGCGAAGCCUUUCUGAAAGCAGCGUGAUCAUGGACAGGGCUCCUUCUGUGUAUAGCUUCUUUAGCGAGGAAGGUACCGGCAAAGAAAAUGAGCCCCAGCAGAUUAUUUCACCAUGUAACUCAUUGAGUGCUACACAGAGUCAAAAGGCAACCAUGUACUUUAAACAGGAAGUGGCACCUCUGAGUCCCUCCCUCAGAUCAGGUGAAAGGGCUGGAAACAUUCCUACUCAAAGGCGACAUAGUGCACAGUUGCCAUCUGAUCAUAUAAUACCUUUAAUGCAUUCAGCCAGAGACCUGAAUAGCCAAGAGAGGUCUAUGCCACCAUCAGAACAUCAGAAUGCCCAGGAGAGUAAUGGAGAAGGAAACUCUCUCUCAUCAAAUGCAUCUUCAGUCCAAGCAAUCUGCAGCGUAGCAGAUGCGGCCACUGAUAGCAGCUGUACCUCUGGUGCAGAGCAAAAUGAUGGUCACAGUAUUAGGAAGAAACGAAGAGCCACUGGAGAUGGAUCUUCCCCUGAACUCCCAAGUCUUGAGAGAAAAAAUAAAAGAAGAAAAAUUAAAGGAAAGAAAGAACGUUCUCAGGUUGACCAGCUACUUAGCAUUUCCUUACGAGAGGAAGAACUAAGCAAGUCGCUGCAGUGCAUGGAUAACAACCUUCUGCAGGCCCGAGCAGCCCUACAGACAGCUUAUGUUGAAGUUCAGAGGCUGCUCAUGCUCAAGCAGCAGAUCACUGUGGAGAUGAGUGCACUAAGGACUCACAGAAUACAAAUUCUGCAAGGAUUACAAGAAACAUAUGAACCUUCUGAGAACCCAGACCAGGCACCCUGUAGCCUCACAACACGAGAACAAAGAAACAGCAAGUCUCAGACAUCUGUUGAAAACACACUGCUGCCUGCUCCCUUUUUCCCAGUUUUUCUGGAGCCGCCUCCUUCCCGUGUGUCUCCAUCAUCCACUGGAACCCCUCUUCAAGUAACCACAUCUACUUUCCAAGCCCAUGGCACUGUUCCUGAUUCAUCAAUUCAGAUUAAACAAGAGCCCAUGUCUCCUGAACGAGAGGGGAAUGUGAAUGCUCUGUCACAAGGCUCUACCUGCAAUGUAUCCAAGGAACUACUGCAAACUGAUAGAGAGGUCAGUGACAGCUGUCCAAUUUAUCCAGCUGUCACUGCGGCAUUGACAUCAGAGUCAACAGAAAGUUGCCCUGAACCUAACCAAGAUCUGAAUUUUUCUGUGGAUCAAGGAAAUUCCAGGAGCAGAGAAGAUUCUCCCUCUCCCCAAUCUCCUGAUAUUCCUGGCAUAAGUAAAGGUGAAGAAUCAACCAAAGGCAACAGUGGCUCUGAAGCCUGUAGCAGUUCUUUUCUAAGAUUGUCUUUUGCUUCAGAAACCCCUCUGGAGAAGGAAACUCCCUCCCCAGCUGAACAUCCUGAGCAGCAGGCAGAAUCCACUCUGACAUCAGCUGAAACCAGAGGGAACAAGAAAAAGAAGAAACUUCGGAAGAAGAAAACACUACGGGCUGCUCAUGUUCCUGAGAAUAGUGACACUGAACAGGAUGUAUUUACUGCUAAACCUGCAAGAAAAGCAAAAACUGGAAAGUUAACUAAAGGGGGGAAAGUCACAACCUCUACAUGGGAAGAUAGCAAAACUGGUCAGGAGCAAGAAACUAUGAGAGAUGAACCAGAUAGCGAGUCCUCCCUGGAAGUUCUAGAACUUCCAAACCCUCAGCUAGAAGUAGUUGCCAUUGAUUCUUCUGAAUCUGGAGAAGAGAAACCAGACAGCCCCUCUAAAAAAAAUGCCUGGAACUCCGCAGAGCAAAACCCAGUAGAAGCUUCUCGUUCUGGCUGCGAUGAAGUUAGCUCUACCAGUGAAAUUGGUACCCGCUACAAGGAUGGUAUUCCUGUAAGUGUGGCAGAAACUCAAACUGUGAUCUCCUCCAUAAAAGGAUCAAAGAACUCUUCAGAAAUAUCUUCGGAGCCAGGAGAUGAUGAAGAACCCACAGAAGGAAGUUUUGAGGGCCACCAGGCUGCAGUGAAUGCAAUUCAAAUAUUUGGAAACUUACUAUAUACUUGUUCAGCAGACACAACUGUCCGAGUUUAUCAUCUGGUGAGUCGGAAGUGUAUUGGUGUCUUUGAGGGUCAUACUUCCAAAGUGAAUUGCCUCCUGGUCACUCACACCUCUGGGAAGAACUCAGUCCUUUACACUGGUUCCAGUGAUCACACCAUUUGCUGCUAUAAUGUUAAGACCCGAGAAUGUGUGGAGCAGUUACAGCUGGAAGACCGGGUUCUCUGCCUUCAUAAUAGAUGGCGAAUCCUCUAUGCUGGGCUGGCAAACGGUACUGUAGUCACCUUCAACAUAAAGAACAACAAACGACUAGAGAUCUUUGAAUGCCAUGGCCCUCGGGCAGUCAGCUGUCUUGCCACAGCUCAGGAAGGUGCCAGAAAGCUGCUGGUCGUAGGAUCUUAUGACUGUACCAUUAGUGUUCGUGAUGCACGGAAUGGACUACUCCUCAGAACUCUGGAGGGUCAUAGCAAAACCAUUCUUUGCAUGAAGGUGGUGAAUGACCUUGUGUUCAGUGGCUCCAGUGAUCAGUCAGUCCACGCUCACAACAUCCAUACUGGUGAGCUCGUGCGUAUCUAUAAAGGUCACAAUCAUGCAGUGACUGUGGUGAAUAUCCUAGGAAAAGUGAUGGUGACUGCUUGCCUGGAUAAAUUUGUUCGUGUCUAUGAGUUACAGUCCCAUGAUCGACUGCAAGUUUAUGGUGGACACACAGACAUGAUUAUGUGUAUGACGAUCCAUAAGAGCAUGAUUUACACUGGCUGUUAUGAUGGCAGCAUUCAGGCUGUGAGGCUGAAUCUGAUGCAGAAUUACCGCUGUUGGUGGCAUGGCUGCUCUCUGAUAUUUGGUGUUGUAGAUCACUUAAAACAACACUUGCUGACUGACCACACCAAUCCAAACUUUCAGACACUGAAAUGUCGCUGGAAGAACUGUGAUGCUUUUUUCACUGCUAGGAAAGGAUCCAAGCAGGAUGCAGCAGGACACAUUGAACGGCAUGCCGAAGAUGACAGCAAAAUUGAUUCAUGAAGUUUUUUGCCUCCCAUGCUGGGAAGUCAUUAGUGAACUAUUUUCAUAUUGGCCUCUCACAUGGGCCACCCUCCUUCCGUAGGGAAGCUGGGAAGGAGAAAGUGGUUCCCAGCCAGUCCUAUCACUAGCAAAGUCUGGGCAGCUCUAGGAAAUGAUAGGUUGCGAUUCAAGUUUGUGCUGGAGCAUAGAAACAGUGAAGGUUAAACAUUUUAAGGAGCCCUACUCCUCUGGGACAGAAUGACAUACAGUGAUUGAUGCUGCUCACACCAUAGGUGUUGAUUAAAGAUCCAGAUGUUAAUUAGUUACCCAGUUUGGCCCUAAUCAUACGUAUAUUUUAUUGAUUCCAUUUGUGGUUUCUGCUUUAUGUUCUUGUGAUGGUUUAUGCUAGAUUUUCAGGAUCAGUUUUUCUUUCCCUUUUUGUAAUAACUGGGUAUUUAAAAUUAAGUGGAAAACAAAUAGUUUUCUUCCUUAAUACUUAUGUGUACUGUUUCACGAUUCUGUUUUGUAGAUGGACAAAGCUGGCUUUAAGUGCUUAAGGACAGACACAUGGUAGAGUUUUGAAAUUAGCUAGAGUGGCUGCUCUGCCUGCUGUAUUUAGAAUUCAGAUGAGACCCAUAAUGCUAAGUCCCUAGAGACAGCAUUUCCCAGUGGACUUCUAUGCAGGUUUCACUGCAGUGCUCAGUGGGAUGUCUGCCCUCAGUUUUGCUGUUAGGCCUGGGCGCUCCCUGUUGCAGGUGAUGGAUGGCAGCUGUUUGAACUGAGAUGUACUUUUAUCUUCCUUCCCAGCUUUUGACUCUCCAAGUCCCAUGUGACUUGGAAACCUUUUGCCUUGCUCCACUGCCGGCCCACAUCUCUCUCACCAUCUAACUGUGCCUGGAAGGAUGGCACGCAAGGCUCACAGGGUGCUUGGUGUCCACCCUCAGGACCCCAGGUAGUGUAGUUGGAAGAAGCCUCUGGAUUCAGUUAGGGCCUCAGGCAGGCUUCCUAGAUACUUACCUUCUGAAGCCAUGUCUGCCUUCACUUUCCUGCCAGCGGGGAAAGGACUGGAGUACAGUGAAGGAAAAGACUACCAUGGAGAACAUCCAUGUCACCAAGUCUUAGUGACAUUUCUUUGUUCUUUGAUUUUCUUUAGAUUGGUCAGUAAAACUAAACAAGUGUUACUCUCUAAUCUCUUGUUUCUGGAUUCUCUAAACUUUGAUUCUUCAGAAAGAGAAGGAACAGGAGCCUCAUGUCACACAACCUAGCUUCAGGAUGUGAUGCUUAGUUACUGUGACUACAGUCUCCAGGUUUGUCUUUGAUCUAUGUUUGAGCCUCCCCUCAGGCUUUAGGGCAGGCUGACUUCACAAGAGAUUGGUAGAUAGGCUGAAAAGGGUCUAUAAGCCCUCUAAAAAUAGUAUAGAAGACUGUCAUUUUUUCUAGGAGCUGCUCCAGUGGUUCUUACUGGAUUCAUAUUAAGAACUAAACAAGGAGCCCAUACUAGAUAACAUGGCCUCACAGUGAUUUUCUUGUUUUAUAUUAUAUGGGAAAACUCUUGUGUUAGCCACAUGACUUAGGUGUGAAGACAGCAACACUGUGUGAUGGUGAAGAAAACUGAGAAGAGCUUACAGAUAAAGUGUAUUCACGCUUCUGUGUGAGAUUAAGAUACUUUCUCUACUUCUCACUUCCAUUUCCCCUAAGGGUGACCAGAGAAGCCACACUUUUCAGUGAGUCUGGGAAGUUUUUUCAUAGGAAAGUUCAUUUGGGUUUAUUGUGAAACCUGGCAUUGUCCUCUGAGCUGGAGUGUCACUGCAUUUCCACAUUGGCAGGGCAGUGUGUUCCAGUACUGUGCUACACAGGUGUCCUGUCCACCCAGAGGAAUGUCUAAAGUGAUGAGAGUAGCAGGGCCUUUGCACAGCAGGGAAGGAGAGCAUAAGGUGUUGAACAGUAGUGAGGAUAGGAUCAGCAAGAACUGUGAUUGGGUUUAACUUGGUAGCAUGGUGUGCAUGUGUCUGCCUCUGCGUGUGUGAAAGUUCCUUUGUUUGCGUGUAUGUGUGUGGGCACCCACACUUGUCAUGUUUUUCCUCAUUUCAUAGUUUUCUUUGAAGCAGUAACAGUAAUGAGCUCUUUUAAAAAACGUGAACUUCUUUUCAAUAUCAGGUUAAUGUGUUCUCUAGUGUGAAGUGGUGUAGCCCUGUGUUGAGAAGUAAUCCUUACAGUUACUACCUGUAAGUGUCUUGAAAGUUACAUGAAAACAAGCUACUUUUUAAGACAUUCAUACAGAUGAUCCAGCCUCUGUUUCCCCUCACAGAAGGGCAGCUCAGGCCUGUGCUGACUGUUGUUUAGUAGUUUGAUGAAAGACGGAAACUGUCCAAUAACCUGCCAAAACCUAACACAUCUCUUACAAGUAGUUGAAGGUCAUUUUUUUAAUGGUAUUUUUGUUUAUGUUCAUCUAAGGCUGAAAGCCAAGAAAACCUUAUAAAAAUAAAUCCUUUUGUAUAUUUGAAUGAGUGUUUUCAAUGGCAGUCCUGAUAAACUACCGGCCACUUUCCGUUUUUUGAAAGUUUUUAAUUGGUUCGAACAUGUUUUUGGUAUACUCAUUUGUUCACUGUACACCAUGCAAAUAAAGGAGCAAAGAAUUUUCUUGUGCUGACAUUACUUAAGUUUGGAAAGUCAUUAUUUACCAUUGCACUCCUGCCUCUGUAUGGAAAGUUUCUCAGAAGUUAGCAGUUGAGUGUUUGAGUUCAUGAACUACAUGUAAUUCAAGGCAAUUACUGUUUAAGACUGCUGUCUUAACAAAGGUUUUGUUGUUGUUUUUCUGGGAGAUUAUUUAGUGGAUGUAAUUGAAGGCAAUUACUGUUUAAGAUUGUUGUCUUAACAAAGGUUUUGUUGUUUUUCUGGGAGAUUAUUUAGUGGACAACUUCAUUGACUAGGCAUGUGGCUGGCUUGGUGGGUGUAGGUGUGCACGUAGAGGAUUGGCAUGAUAUAUUUUCUGGAAGAAUUUAUUGGAGAGGAAAUUGAAGUACAUUGUGAAGUGGAAUUUGAACAGUGCAUACAUCCUGGUUUGUUUAAAAGAUUGCAGUUCACAUAUGCUUACUUGGCAAAUUUGUUUCUGCUACUUAGAGAACAGUUCCUAGAAUUAUUAUAAAGACUGUGCCUGACACACUUCUGGAAUGAUGUUUUCAUCCCUGCCUGUCACUUAGGACCCUUGAGGUUUGAGAGAAGUGGCCCAGUGGCUAGUGAGAAGCAAGCUGUGGAGUGGGUACUCGGGGUUACUCUCAGUCCCACAUGCAGAUGGAUGUUGAAUCUUCAUGCAAACAAACCAAAUACUUAACCAUUUUCACCUCCAACCCCAAGUAACUGGCCCUGCUGGGUCACAUGGUGACUGAAGUUUCCCAGAUUUGCUCAAAAUUCAAGGUAGUACAAAUGAAUGGGUAGAGGGUCCAGGAGGAAAGGCGUUAGGAAGUAGGUGCCCCAGAGCCGCUCCAGCACUGUUGCUUUCUGAGUUUUUAAAAUAUUGGUAACAUUUGACUGCAAAAAUGUUUCUAAACAAAUAGCCUUCUUACAUUUUGGUAUAAAGCUGUGAACUUCCUAACUUUGUAAAGUGACAUGUAAAGCAAAUACAAGAGGAAAAUAAAGUACUUUUACUAAUUGAC
Molecule: messenger RNA, 9502 nt
Organism: Nannospalax galili (Upper Galilee mountains blind mole rat)
Lineage: Eukaryota; Metazoa; Chordata; Mammalia; Rodentia; Spalacidae
Gene: Znf106
Product: zinc finger protein 106
Exons: 22
Coding region: 180-5870 (1896 amino acids)
Cellular component (GO): membrane; cytosol
Molecular function (GO): SH3 domain binding; RNA binding
Source: RefSeq, a predicted model, not a curated record